AUGUCCUCUCCACCCAUCGAAGUCCGUCCCCACCCCUCCAAAGGCCGCGCCCUCCACGCAACCAAAUCCUUCCCCCCCGGCGCCGUCAUCUUCCCCUUCACCCCUCUCCUCCUGCUGCCCAACGUCUCCUCCCUCACAAGCGUCUGCUCGCACUGUCUCCGCCCCGGCAUGCCCCGUCUCUGCUCGCGCUGCCACGCGGCCGCAUACUGCGACGCGGCGUGCCAGGCGGCGGCGUGGAAGACGCUGCAUUCGCGCGAGUGCAAAGCCCUGACCAAGACCCUCAGAGACGAGGAGCGGAGGAGGUCGCUGCCGACGCCGACGAGGGCUCUGAUUCAGGCUCUGCUGUGGAAGGAGAUUGCGAACGGGCUGGCGGACCUGGAGGGACAUGUGCUGGAGAAGAGGGCGGAUGGGGAUGAGUGGAGGGAUAUCGAGAUGAUGGCCAUGGCGGGGUGUGCCUUUUCUGGGCAGGGGAUGGGAGACCAGGAUAUUCGGAGGGCGGCUGAGAUGAUCUGCAAGAUUCAGAACAACUCUUUUCAAAGGUUUGAUGCCGAUUUGGGUGUUGUCGGGCUAUUCCUCGAACCUACUCUAGCCAUGGCGAAUCACUCCUGCAUUCCAAACGCCGCGGUCCAGUUCAUCGGGCGAAACGCCCUCCUCAUCGCCGAGAAUCCCAUCCGGGCUGGCGAUGAGAUUGAAAUAGCUUAUACGUUCACAACGGAUCCUUUGCCCAGACGACGAGAAGCAUUGGCUCAUUACAAGUUUACGUGCCAAUGUCUUCGUUGCCGGGAUAAUCUCAACGUCUACCAGGUCGCGGCCAUCUCGCCCUGCGUCAACCUCAACAGCCAGAGUCUCGUACCGGAUGUGUCAAAAUUCCGCGAGCAUCCUGCAACCAGCAGCACCACCAAGCAGGACGUUAUCAAUCGUCACAGUGAGUCGGCUGACCACAUAUCGAACGCGUUGGCCGCGAUCGAGUCACCGUCUGAGCGGCGCAAGCUGUUGAAGAGCGAGUACAGCAAGAGGGAGCCUCUAGUGGAAGAGGAGCUCUGGGCCGUCACGCCGCUGCCCGACAUUCUCUUCAGAAUAUACAUGCUGUACAGCGAGGAGGAAAAUUACGCCUUUGCCCUGACGGUAGCCUGCCUCGUCGCGACGGCUUGCGAUCCGUAUCAGUAUCCCUCGCCGUAUCAUCCCAUUCGACUCAUCGGCUUGUUCACAGUGGCGAACCUGGUUUCCCAUACCGCCGCAGCAACGGCUUCCCAGACAGGCUCGGCUGCUGUACCUGUUCCCGGAAAGGCGACGUUGGAGCAGGAGAUUGAGGAGACGCUGCGAGAAAUCGAUCAGGUGUCGUUGUGCCAGAUGCUGCUCAUCAUGAUUAUCCAGUAUUUGCCAAGCGCAGAGAUGGGCCUGACUGUCAAGGCACGGGCGAUGCUAGAUGACAUUGAGAAGCUGGAGGGCAGGGAGAAAGAGACCUCUCUGAUUGAUGAAUGGCGUCAGGAUCCCAGCAGCGAAAAAUCCCAGGCCUUCUUUGAGUUUGCCGUGGUGAAGCAAGUGGAUGCCUUGGCUAGCCUGGGGAAGAAGGUCUUGAGACGGGAUUUCGAGUCUUGA
Messenger RNA from Trichoderma citrinoviride, 1599 nucleotides. RefSeq names its product SET domain-containing protein. Gene Ontology annotation, cellular component: nucleus. Gene Ontology annotation, molecular function: protein binding. Bases 1 to 1599 code for a protein of 532 amino acids. The record is from RefSeq and is a predicted model, not a curated record. The transcript has 3 exons. NCBI's taxonomy places the organism in Eukaryota, Fungi, Ascomycota, Sordariomycetes, Hypocreales, Hypocreaceae.